Molecule: messenger RNA, 1372 nt
Organism: Cariama cristata (Red-legged seriema)
Lineage: Eukaryota; Metazoa; Chordata; Aves; Cariamiformes; Cariamidae
Gene: PAK3
Product: p21 protein (Cdc42/Rac)-activated kinase 3
Exons: 11
Biological process (GO): regulation of axonogenesis; regulation of actin cytoskeleton organization; regulation of MAPK cascade
Cellular component (GO): cytoplasm
Molecular function (GO): ATP binding; protein serine/threonine kinase activity
Source: RefSeq, a predicted model, not a curated record
AUAAAAGCGCUCAUGGAUACAUAGAAGCUCAUCCUUCGAGCACAAAAACAGCGUCAGAACCCCCGUUAGCUCCCUCUGUUUCUGAAGAAGAGGAUGAAGACGAUGAAGAAGAAGAAGAUGACAAUGAACCUCCACCGGUUAUCGCACCACGGCCUGAACAUACAAAAUCAAUCUACACACGCUCUGUAAUUGAACCUGCCGCUGCACCAGCACCAGCUAAGGAAGCCACCACUCCCCAACCUGAAAACUCAAACACAAACACUUUGUACAGAAACACAGACCGGCAGCGAAAAAAAUCCAAGAUGACAGAUGAGGAGAUCCUAGAGAAACUGAGGAGCAUUGUGAGCGUGGGAGAUCCUAAGAAGAAAUAUACUCGGUUUGAAAAAAUUGGCCAAGGGGCAUCAGGAACUGUUUAUACAGCAAUUGACAUCGCCACAGGACAAGAGGUCGCCAUAAAGCAAAUGAAUCUCCAACAACAGCCGAAAAAGGAACUAAUUAUUAAUGAAAUCCUAGUCAUGAGGGAAAAUAAGAACCCCAAUAUUGUUAACUACUUAGACAGCUACCUAGUCGGUGAUGAACUCUGGGUGGUUAUGGAAUACUUGGCUGGAGGCUCUUUAACGGAUGUUGUUACAGAGACAUGUAUGGAUGAAGGACAGAUAGCAGCUGUCUGUAGGGAGUGCCUGCAAGCACUGGAUUUCCUUCAUUCAAACCAAGUGAUUCACAGAGACAUCAAAAGCGACAAUAUUCUUCUCGGAAUGGACGGAUCUGUCAAAUUGACUGAUUUUGGCUUCUGUGCUCAGAUCACCCCUGAGCAGAGUAAACGGAGCACAAUGGUUGGGACUCCUUACUGGAUGGCACCAGAAGUGGUGACGAGAAAAGCAUACGGCCCCAAAGUGGACAUCUGGUCACUUGGGAUCAUGGCAAUAGAAAUGGUGGAAGGAGAACCUCCUUACCUUAAUGAAAAUCCUCUCAGGGCGCUGUAUCUGAUAGCUACGAACGGGACACCAGAGCUGCAGAACCCCGAGCGACUGUCUGCCGUGUUUCGCGACUUUCUGAACUGCUGCCUGGAGAUGGACGUGGACAGGCGAGGGUCUGCCAAGGAACUUCUCCAGCAUCCGUUUUUAAAAUUAGCCAAGCCUCUCUCCAGCCUGACUCCUCUGAUCAUUGCGGCAAAGGAAGCGAUUAAGAACAGCAGCCGCUAGUGCUUCAGGCCGGCUUUCUCCCCUGCCAGCUCAGAGCAGGACUGAGAAUAAAAACUUUAUAAAACCUCAACUCUUGUGCUGCAGGACAGAUGGAUGGAUGAACAAACCAACGGUCACAGUCAUGGUGGUAGGAGGGAGAACAACCCAGUCCCUCAAGGAGUAGAAAAUUA